Molecule: messenger RNA, 3368 nt
Organism: Oryzias latipes (Japanese medaka)
Lineage: Eukaryota; Metazoa; Chordata; Actinopteri; Beloniformes; Adrianichthyidae
Gene: fyb1b
Product: FYN binding protein 1 b
Biological process (GO): integrin-mediated signaling pathway; protein localization to plasma membrane; T cell receptor signaling pathway
Cellular component (GO): plasma membrane
Molecular function (GO): protein binding
Source: RefSeq, a predicted model, not a curated record
AAGUUGACAUCCCCUCCAGGGUAGCACACGCAGACUGACACACUCAGGGUUUUCUCUGUCGCCCAGUUCUCUCUCUCAGUCUGUCAGUGCUUCACUCGCCGUGACAUCAACAGAAACUCACACAGAGGGACUGAACAAACAGUCCACCACUUCAUCAAUCAACCAUUGAGGCUCAACAGAGGUAUUUUGUUUCCCAAAGAUGAAUCAAAAGGCUGAUGUCAAGGCCAUCAUGGCUCGCUUUCAAGGAGGGACAAGCUUUGACGAUACGUCUUCCACAUCAGCUGGAACUAGCAAACAGCCUCUGCACUCCACCCCCUCCUCUGGUCCACUUGUGCAGAAGAAAUCACUUUUUGAGACCCCCUCAAACACUGGUUCUUCCAAACCCCCUUUUCUGAGAAACACUGCACCCAGUGAAAAUGAUUCUGAUACACGUGACACGAGCAGACCCAAAACUACCUUAAGCAAGUUUUCCAACACCCAGGAUGAAACCUCACCCACCAGCAAGCCUUUAACUGUUCUCAAACCCACAUUUGGGAAGCCAGCUGCUGUAAAUUCUGCUGAAAUGAAAAGUCCUACACAGAAGGUUCCCUUCUCCAAGCCCCCUGUCAUCUCCGUGCUGUCUGAACCCAAACUUUCUUUUCCAAAACCCUCUGUGUUAGCUACCUCCAAGCCUAGCUGGGUGAAAGAAGAUAGCGUUGAGAGUACACCAACAAACACAAGCCCCACAGCACACAAGUUACCCGGUGUGCAGCAAAAACCCUUGAGCAGCAUUGGAAAAUUACGGCAGCAGAAUGAGGAUUCAACAGGAACAAACACAGAAACUGCAAAUAAACCCUCUCCCGCUCUAAGCACGACUCCGAAACCCAUGACCAACUUCAAGGCUGCCCACAGCCUCUUCAACAAGGAGAAAGAUGCAUCUGAGCAGACAGACAAUGGGGCAGCAAACAAAUCCCUGGGUACCGGCACUAACUCCAAUCUUCAACCAAAACUUCCCACCACAAAAAAGCCUAGCUUUAAGAGGUCAUUGAACCCCUCCCAGGUCAACGGAGAUGGUACAACAGGCCCCAAAAUAAACCCCCUCCCAAACUCUUUAGCUUUGGGUGCAGCCCCUGCCAAACCUAACCGACCUCCCAAAGUCAACUUGGAGCCAUUUGAACAGGGUGCUAAAAGUUCUGAAAAAGUCUCUGAUUUUAAGAAACCUGUCGUGCCACCUCCUGUGCCAUCUCCUCUCACAAACCCAAUCAGCCCUGCAGUUCUACCUCCACCUCCAUUGCCCAAUCUGCCCCCGAGACCUCCUGAACCCACUAGGAUCCAGCAAGAUGACAUCUAUGAUGAUGUUGAUGGCGGUCCUCCACCUCUGCCACCAUCAACAGAUCACCCAAGUCUGAGGGCAAAGGAGAGUGACGACGAGGAAGGAGAAAUGUAUGAAGAUCUGGAUCAACGAUGGGAUGAAAACAGUCAAGACAAGAAAAAAGAUGACAAGGAAGAAAAAAAGAAAUUGGAGGCAGAGAAGAAGGAGAAGAAGGAGCGUCAGAAGAAGGAACAAGAUGCCAGGAAGAAGUUCAAGAUUUCGGGAGACAUAGAGGUCAUCCAUGAAGGAAACGCACUUGUGGACUGCAAAGGCAGUAAGACCGACCUGGCCCUGAAGAAGGACCAGCAUCUGGACAUUAUUCGUGUCAUGGGAAACCCAGAGGGAAAAUGGUUGGGGCGGACAUCGGAUGGGUCAAUUGGUUAUGUAAAGACCACCUCGGUUAAAAUAGACUUUGACGUCCUGAAGAAUAUUCAAGCUCCACCAGGGUUUGAUCCAGAAGUCUAUGAUGACAUUGAUGUGAUUUCACCUGAAACUGGAGGGAACAAAAAAGCAGGAGUUGUCUUACCUCCACUACCGGGAGACGAAGGAGGAGAAAUAUACGAUGAUGUGGCCGAUCCAAACCUGGACAUUAGUUCAAUCGAUUCCAAGGCUGCUGCCCUGAAGCUACAAGGUUUUCUGCGGAUGUUUGACCGAAACAGACGAUUUUCCAGCAUGAAAGUACUGCCUCCACCCAGCCAGUUUUUAACAGAGCGGAAUUCAGAAAAACCAGGGGCAAUUGAUGAAGAGAUAUAUGAUGAUGUGGACUCUCAUACUGCACCAGCGCCUCCUCCCCUUGUCAGCCUUCCAGGUCUCAAAGGAAGAGGCAAAAUUGAAGACGUGGAUCCAAAGAAACAGAAAAAAUUCGAGAAAGAGGAGAAGGAGUUCAGGAAAAAGUUCAAAUAUGAGGGCGAGAUAAACGUGCUGUACCAGGUGAGUGUGGCGGCCACACUUACAAACAAGAAGUGGGGAGGAAAAGAGUUAUCAUUAAAGCCCGGGGAGAAACUGGACGUCAUUGUCAAAGCGGUGGAUGACAAACUGAUCUGUCGGAAUGAAGAUGGGAAAUUUGGUUACGUUUCAACCGCUCACAUUAUGGAUGAUGGAGAAAUAUAUGACGACAUUGGAGGAGAGGAUUGCAUCUAUGACAACGACUGAGAGGCAUUCUGCUCUGGCACAUUUUUUUCAAAACAGUUCAUUCAUGUGUUAUUUAUUGUGUGUAAUUAAAAUGUGUACACUAGGAAUUACGGUACUGUAUAUUAGCCUGAUGAUCACAGUCAAUCAGUUACCAUUUCAAAGACAUAUAUCAACCUGAGAUUGUAGACAGCCUAACAAAUUCCUUGGAACAACAGAUUUUGAGUUUGUUUACAUAAAGAAAUGAAUUAAAUUGGAUACAUGCAGCAUCUUAACCAAGGGAAAACACUUGUUGGGGCAACAGUAUUUAAAUAUUUCUUUAUUUUCUUUAUCUUUCAAGUUUAUUACAAUUGCUAACAUUUAAACUUUCAACAUUUUUCCCCUAUUUGAGUUUGUCAAGUUUUCAAAAUAAGAGCACAUCUAAGAGUGGGACAAUGAAAUGCUAAUUUUCGAUCCAAAUUUAGUAGGAAGAAGAUUUAAAAGAGACUUCUGCUUUUGCAUUAUGGAACCUUUUUAUUAAAUGCUUUUCGUUGUUUGUAUUUUUAAAUCUUUGUCAAGCUUAAAAGCAUACAAGACACACCUGAGACAUAAGAAAAUAUGCAAAGAUGAAGAUUAUUGACACUUUCAACACUCCAGUAAGAGUCCACACCAUCGCAGAAUACUAUUCACAUCAUUACUUUCCAAACAGAUAAUAUAUACUCAGAACAUAAUUUCAAAACUGAAAUAAUCAUGGAAAAAGGAAGAGUUUAUGUCAGAUUUAAUCGAACCAGUUUGUAAGUAAAGUUUUAAGAUUGUGAAGAAGUGCUUUUGUAAAAAUAUCACAAUUUUUAUUUGUAUUUUGUAACAUUGCUAAAUGUAUAAAUAACUGCCAUUAAAGCUGUCCUAUUCA